Messenger RNA from Telopea speciosissima, 1005 nucleotides. RefSeq lists its product as uncharacterized. The coding region runs from base 78 to 614 and encodes 178 amino acids. The transcript has 2 exons. The record is from RefSeq and is a predicted model, not a curated record. Lineage: Eukaryota; Viridiplantae; Streptophyta; Magnoliopsida; Proteales; Proteaceae.
AAAUUGGAGAUUGAAAACCCAAUACCCUCACAGAGAUUCCAAGUAAAGAAGCCUUCCUCUCAUCUAAAGCUCCAGCAAUGUCUAAGGAGAUUCUCUUGAACUCCUCUGAUAAUUUGGGUGUUUUGGGGAUUCUUAGAGAAGCCCUACAAAUCUUCCCAAGAAAUGGAAAGAUCAUGGCUUCAAUUGCUCUGUUCUCCCUCGUAUCUAACUUUCUUGUCUUCUUAGAUUACCAUUUCUCAUUCGAACCAUUCUUCUCUGAUUUGGUUAUGCAUUUAUUCCCAUUAAAAACCGCACAACCUGGUAGCCCUGAGUACUAUGACCUGGUGAUUGCAAUCAAGAAAAAUGUUGGAGUCCUUCUGGUCAAUCAAUUGAUCAUUGGAGUAUUCAUAUGGGUUGUCUCUCUUUUCUCCUUGAUUGCAACAAUCUACGCUUCCGCCGUGACAUACUCCGGUGAGGAAUUGACUCUUAAGGAGCUUUUAACACAGAUCGGAAGAACUUGGCGUGGACCGGCGAUCACUUGCUUCUAUAUUUCUCUCAUGAGUUUAGGUUGUUCUGUUCUUGUUCUAAUUAUGGUUGGUGUGCUCACAAUGGUUGCCAAUGGUUCAAUUCCCUAGUGCAAUGUUAAGAACUAUUUUCACUUUUUUACCACAAUGGCCCUCUUAGUGGUUCUUUUGGUUCUCGCCAUAAACCUCUACUUAGGAAUGGUUUGGAUGGUUGGUCUAGUGGUCUCUGUUUUAUAAGAUGGUUGCUGUGGAAUGGAAGCACUUGGGAAAGUUGAAGAGUUUACGGUGGGAAGAAAGCAUCAAGGAUACCUUGUCACCCUUGUUUUGGAUUAGUCCUCAUUACAAUAUCCGGUUUUGUUGGAUAUGAAACCAGCGAUAUGAAAAUUUUGGCGAUGCUUAGACCAGCUCUGCAUUUCAUGUUGACAAAUAUCAUCUGCUUGUGGAAAAUCUAUGGUGCAAUGAUGUACACAGUUCUAUAUUUCAAUUGUAAGAAGAUCCAAGG